Clonostachys byssicola is the source of this 1518-nucleotide messenger RNA. The record is from the annotation of a GenBank genome assembly. NCBI's taxonomy places the organism in Eukaryota, Fungi, Ascomycota, Sordariomycetes, Hypocreales, Bionectriaceae.
AUGGAAACCAACCCUUCCGGAAGCGGACCGGCGAAUGGCCAGCACUUGGCCCCAUUUCGCCUGGUUGGAAAUGGCAAGGGUUUGGAGCCAUUUGAGCUGACGCCCGAGCAAGAAGGGCAGAUGCGGGAUGGCACCACCCAAGUCAAGCCUCGCAGGGAAUUGAUGAGGUGGUACUUUGCGCAGAAGUUGGGAGCCCUACAGGACACCAUGGAUCAUGUCUGGAUGUGUACGACCAGGCAACUCUGGCUCAAUCUGCUCAACAAAGGACAUACCCGCGUCUCAAGAGACUCGAUUCUCGGGGAGAUUGACGCCAAGGUUUGGGAUAUUCUUGCGGAGUUUUUCACGGCUGACAGUCCACUCUUACCAGAAUACCCGUUUGGCGAGCAUCCUGCCCACGACGAGAGCGCUCCCAUGUCGCAAGAGUACGAGAAGAUGCGAGAGAAGAUGGCCGUUCCGCUGGUUCCCGGGGGUAGCCGUACCUGCGCCCCUCCGAUCCCUCCCAAAGACAUGGAAAUUAAAGAGUUUCGGGAUUGGAUUGUAGAGGAAGGCCUGUGGGGGAUCGUUACCAUCGACGCCACGAACGAGUACAGUACUCCGCUCCCUCCUGCCGUGCCUAGACACAAGUUACGAAAGGGUUGCUCUGAGAGGGUCAAGGCGUUGUGGGAAGAUUCUGCGUGUUUUGAAUGGGCCAAAUGCCCUAGCGUGUUGCUCCCAGGACGUUUUCAGGUUAUUGUACCUCAUGUACCAGAGCUAUUCCACCUUCCUCAGAGUCAUGAGGUUAUCCGUUGUAUCCCUCAGAGUCGUGCCAUCGUGCGGCGUCAGCAUUAUACAGGAUUUUACCUCCACAAUCGUAAAACCGUGGUGGUGGACAAAUAUGCCAUUGGCCCAGAUCUUGAUGAUGGGGAUAUCCGCGAUAUUGACCAACAGACUGCAAAUGACAUGAAGGGUCUUUGGCAGAGUAUCCUCAACUGGGCGUUGAUGGUGUGGUCUGGAAAUGUGAUCAGGUUCGAGGAAUGGUCAGAAAUGACCAGACAGAAUAUCGAUCCAUUUAUCAACCGUCAUGAAUUGGUGAUCUACAUAGACCUCAUCAAGGCAUCACACGAGCACAAUCUGGCCACUCUAGAUGGGCUGAUCAAACGUACCAACUCCAUCAAGGCGCUGUUCAAGGCUAGUGAAAGGUCAAGGGAGACUCUAGGCAGAGAAGUGGCCACGAUUCUGCAAAAUAAGCAGCGCUCUUCCGCCGAUCGCGAGAAUGACAUGUCUGAACUGGCUCUCAAGGGGCAAGAUUGCCUUCCGAGAUUUGGCACAAACUCGCCCUUUGAACAGCACCUCCUGAAUACAAUGUGGGUGAUCUCACAGAGCAACAAGGAGGGUGCAGCCUGUAACAGCGUCAGUGGCGAGCAGGAUAUGUGGCCCACUGUACGGAGAGUCACCGCAGUCGUGUUAAAGCGCAUCGUUGUUCAGAAUAUCCGGAAGCCAAUGACCAUCCCAAAUGUCGAGUCAGACAACCAAGCCUGA